AUGGAUUUGUUUCAGGUGGCCAAGCUGUUCUCCUAUACGUGGACGAUGGGCUUGUUUCUAUGCAAGUCGGUGCACUAUAUGCAGAGCGUCUCGGCUAUUUGCUCGGUCGUCACGUUAACCGCAAUGUCGAUCGAAAGACGCACAAAGAGGUCGGAAUGAGGAUAAUUGCUUACUGGUGCGUACGCGAUUCAGAAUCUGGGCUCUUAUGGCGUGCCCACGAGGUUUACAUGCUGGUCUUAGUGCUGGUGUUGCCCUUGACCGUGAUGGCGUAUUGUUAUACCGCCAUUUGCUGGGAGAUUUGGCGAGUUAUGAAACGUCGAUAUCACAUGACAUCUCGGCGAACGCUGAAUCCGACCAACAUCGACACGGAAUCCAUACCAAUGACCCAGAGACAAAACGUACGAAAUAAUCGUCGCGUUCAGAAGCAGGAUGAUCAGACUGAAGAAGAAUCUCGGACGAUCAGACAGGUGGUGAAGAUGUUGGUUGCGGUGGUCGUGCUAUUUGUUAUUUGCUGGGGUCCAAUCCUCGUGGACAACAUGCUCACCUCCUACGGCUACUUACCACGCGUAAAAGUCGGCACGUACAAACAUCUCAACACAGCCUUUCAGCUGAUGGCUUACUUUAACAGUUGCAUAAAUCCGAUCGUUUACGGCUUCAUGUCGAAGCACUUUAGGGAGAGUUUCCUGUCAGCGGCCUGCGGCGGUUGGUGGAUCUGCUGUCCCAGAAGGGGUUACAGAACACCUGUGAAAAGGCAUCCGAGCCUCAGCCAGACCAGGACGACCAGUAUCAGGUACGCAGGCCCGACGCAAAUCUACGUGACCCACGCGCAUUCCGGUAUGGACUUGAUUGUUUCGUCGUGCCCGGCCCACGUCGAGGCAGCUUUUUCACAGGUAAAAUUAACCAAAGAAGAGAACAGGCAGAACAAAUCCGAUGGAGAAAUCUAGAAGACAAAGUGUUUUUUUUUUUUUUUUU
This is a messenger RNA of Heterotrigona itama, 972 nucleotides long. Lineage: Eukaryota; Metazoa; Arthropoda; Insecta; Hymenoptera; Apidae. The record is from the annotation of a GenBank genome assembly.